Messenger RNA from Cynoglossus semilaevis (tongue sole), 4749 nucleotides. RefSeq names its product leucine rich repeat containing 8 VRAC subunit Da (gene lrrc8da). The transcript has 2 exons. Bases 520 to 3054 code for a protein of 844 amino acids. Gene Ontology annotation, molecular function: protein binding. Gene Ontology annotation, cellular component: cytoplasm. The record is from RefSeq and is a predicted model, not a curated record. Lineage: Eukaryota; Metazoa; Chordata; Actinopteri; Pleuronectiformes; Cynoglossidae.
UAGGAUUUGCAUUUGUUUAGGCUUGGCUUUCGCUACAUUCAUAUUUUGUGUAUUUGAGGAUUGAGUAUUAAUGUGUUACAUUGGUUGUUUUUACAGUAGACUUUGCAGUAAUAUCACUGUCCCCUUUUUCCCGACAAGCCGUGAAGGCGACAUUAGAUAAGCAGGCAGGCGGUGUCACGCAGAACAUCCUCCAAUGAGCGGCGCCCACUGCAGACACAGCAGCGGUCCGUGGGGCAGAGCGGCUCCAUAUUGGAUAAAGCUGCUCUCUACAGUAACAGGAGUCAGUCUUUGCUGCGUACGCUGUUUUACCGAGAGCCGGCUCAGGUGUGAAGGAUGUAAACGACCAAACCGAUGUUGUCCGCGCAUUCGUUUUUACUAAACGGCGCCAUCCCCCGGUAGUUGUUCACCGGGGGCUGAGAAUUUGGGUUAGAGGCGCACCUGAGCAGAGCGGCAAAGAGUGGCAUGAAGACGAGAAAAGAAAAAACUGGAUUAAGAUAAGCCCGCUGAAACAGAGCCAAGAUGUUUACGCUCACCGAGGUGGCGUCCUUGAACGACAUUCAGCCCACGUACCGCAUCCUAAAGCCGUGGUGGGACGUCUUCAUGGACUACUUGGGCAUCGUCAUGCUCAUGUUGGCCAUUUUUGCCAUGACCAUGCAGAUCACCAAGGACCACGUGGCCUGUCUUCCUUGUCUAGAGGAUCCAGAUGAGGCGGCCGGACCCAAACCCGAGCCCUUCCCUCAUCACACGGCUACAUCUGCAGCAGCCACCGCUGCGCCCGUGUCCAGCACGCUGCCACGCAUCUCCAAGGACUUACCGGACGAAGUUGUCCAAGAGAUCCACGUAAGACACCAACACACAGUGGUGGCAGAGAAAUAUCUCAGUCAGCCUGAGCCCACAGGGGUCAGAACUAACCUGGACUAUCAACAGUACAUCUUCGUCAACCAAAUGUGUUACCACGUUGCCUUGCCCUGGUACUCCAAGUACUUCCCAUACCUGACUCUUAUCCACACGCUGGUUCUAAUGGUCAGUAGCAACUUUUGGUUCAAAUACCCCAAAACGAGCUCCAAGAUUGAGCACUUUGUUUCAAUUCUGGGGCGGUGUUUCGAAUCCCCCUGGACAACCAAGGCUUUGUCCGAAACCGCCUGUGAAGACUCCGAGGAGAACAAACAGAGGCUGACCAGCACCGCGUCUGUCCCGAAACAGGUGACUUCGGAGGGGAAGGACGAAAGCACCACCCCCAUGCUGGGCGUGAAGUUCUCUGCAGAUAAACCCAUAGCCGAGGCUCCGAUCAGCAUGACCAUUCUGGACAAGAAGGACGGGGAGCAGGCUAAGGCCCUGUUUGAGAAAGUGCGGAAGUUCCGAGCUCACGUGGAGGACAGCGACUUCAUCUACAAACUCUACGUGGCGCAGACCAUCGUCAAAACGGUCAAGUUCAUCCUGAUUCUGUGCUACACUUCCACGUUUAUGGCUAAGAUUAAUUUCAAGCACAGCUGUGAACCCGAUAUUAAACCGCUGACGGGAUACAAGAAGUUUUUUUGCACACACAACAUGGCUUUCAUGCUCAACAAGCUGCUGAUCAGCUACAUGGCUCUGAUUCUGAUCUACGGGAUGACCUGUCUGUACUCACUCUUCUGGGUGUUCCGACGACCGCUGAAGGAGUACUCCUUCGAGAAGGUCCGGGAGGAGAGCAGCUUCAGCGACAUCCCCGACGUCAAAAACGACUUUGCGUUCCUUCUACACAUGGUCGACCAGUACGACCAGCUCUACUCCAAGCGCUUCGGCGUCUUCUUGUCCGAGGUCAGUGAAAACAAGCUGAGGGAGAUCAGCCUCAACCACGAGUGGACGUUUGAGAAGCUGCGGCAGCUCGUGACCCGAAACCCACAGGAACAGCAGGAGCUGCACCUCUUCAUGCUCUCCGGACUCCCGAACGCCGUGUUCGACCUCACCGAUUUGGAAGUGCUGAAGCUGGAGCUGAUUCCUGAGGUGAGGUUCUCGGCCAAGGUCUCCCAGAUGACCAGCCUGCAGGAGCUCCACCUCUGCCACUGUCCCGCCAAGGUUGAGCAGACGGCCUUUGCGUUCCUCCGCGACCAUCUCCGUCGUCUUCAUGUGAAAUUCACGGACGUGGCGGAGAUCCCAGCGUGGGUGUACCUGCUGAGGAGCCUGAGGGAACUCAACCUGAUCGGCAAUUUGAGCUCGGACAAUAACAAAAUGAUCGGUCUGGAGUCUAUGCGAGAUCUGCGGCACCUGAAGACGCUCGUCUUGAAGAGCAACCUCACGAAGAUGCCCACGAACAUCACGGAGCUUUCGCCGCACCUGAUCAAAUUGGUAGUGCACAACGACGGCACGAAACUGCUGGUACUGAACAGUCUGAAAAAGAUGACAAGUUUAAUUGAACUGGAGCUGCACACCUGUGAGCUGGAGAGGAUCCCCCACGCCAUCUUCAGCCUGAUCAACCUACAGGAGCUGGACCUGAAGUCGAACAACAUUCAGACCAUAGAGGAGAUCAUCAGCUUCCAGCACCUCAAGAGGCUGACCUGCCUCAAACUGUGGCACAACAAAAUAACCAACGUCCCGUCCUCCAUCGGUCAGGUGCGCUCCCUGGAGGCGCUCCACCUCUCGCACAACAAACUGGAGUGCCUGCCUCCAGCUUUGUUCACUCUGCCCAAACUGCGGCACCUGGACGUCGGCCACAACUCCAUCACAGUGCUGCCCCCCGACGUGGGCCUCCUCCAAAACCUCCAGCACCUAGCCAUCAACUCCAACAAGCUGGAGGUCCUCCCCAAGCCGCUGUUCAGAUGCACCAAGUUGAAGGUGCUGUGCUUGGGGCACAACGCGCUCACCGUGCUCCCGGAGACCGUGGGUCAGCUGGUGCAGCUCACCCAGCUGGAGCUCAGGGGAAACUGUCUGGACCGACUCCCCUCUCAGCUGGGAACCUGCCGCAUGCUGCGCAAAAACGCCCUGGUGGUGGAGGAUCACCUCUUCGACACGCUCCCAGUGGAUGUUAAAGAGAGCAUCAGCCGAGAGACCAACGUGUCCUUCACAAGUGGCUUAUAAUACAACAGCUGCGACAUUAGACAGGCCACACCCAUGCCUGUAGAAUAGAUGGUCCAUUUACUUUCAGUUAUUGUCACGUCAACACUAUGAUUCCAUUGUUUUUUUUUCAAUGUUUUAAUAAGUUUUAUUCAGUUACAUGUUCAAACAAACCAUUGAUUAUUUGUUUAUUUAAGUGUGUCCCUGAUUUAGCUUUUUUUUAAUAUUAUAUAUUUUUUAAAAGGUUAGAAAUGAUGUUCAUCUAUAGACCAAAACUGUUUGAUCCAGUGACACAGUACGUAGAGUAGGGCUGUCACUUUUUUCCAAAAAACGAAGCAUGGCAACAACUGGAGGUCAUGCAGCGGGGUCGUGCACUCCACCCUCGUAAGUGAAUAAAAAUAACACGGCGCAUAAACGCACACUCACCAGGAGGUGACUUUCACCAGGCCCUCUCAGCAUUCUGCCACAACACAGCUCUGUUGUGGUGGAAAACAGCAAUAAAACACCAGCAACAAUGUGACAUCAUUUUUUUUUUCUCAAAAUUUCUGGACCUCGAUCAAUUCCCACAAUGCAACAGCAUGAUCUUGCCCAAGUUUUGUGAAGGGGCUGUUCUGUGCAACAGCCCGUGUUCAUUUCACUGCUGAAACCAUGGAUGUAGCUGGUUUGUAUGUACCGUACUUUCGUUCACGUUUCAUUCAGCGUAUAAAAUAGAAUGACUCUGCAGAAUAAUUUUAUUUUUCAGACCUUCACUGCCUUUUUCUACACUUCUGAUCGGCUCUGUGCUUUCCCUGUGCACCCACACGGACACAGAGGAAAUCAAUUCCGAAACCUGAUAAAUGCCAGUUUAUGUGAUUUUUGGCUAUCGCUUGCUUGCUAACAGCAAAACCCAAUAGAAGAGUCUGGUCACUUCUCAAAGAUGAGGCAGAGGAAGGUUGGCUUCUGUCAGGUCGGGCUGCAUUUGAGCUCUUAGUGAUGAUCUGGUGGAACAUGCAGCAACAACUUCAGGUACUCUGAGGAAUUUACACAGUUAGCGCCAAGUUCAAAUUCCAGUUUUGGAGGAAAGGUGACAGCCCUAGUGUCGAGUGCUCAUUGUCUUAGCCACUCAGGUGUAAUUGUUACCAUGGGGAACAAUCUUUUGCCUUAACUGCUGCUAUUUUGAUGGAAAGGCUUUCACAACUUUAAGGCCAAAUAGAAAUAAUUCUCUUUUUUUUUUCUUUUUUUUUCCAAUGUCUUUCAAAUCCCUGUGUAUCCUGUGGAAACGAGCUCCAUGUCGCUCCUUCUGUGGUAUUAUUUAAUAUUUAAAUGUAUGUUUUCUAGCUAACAGAGCUCAGAGUUGUUGAACUCAGGUGGAGACUAAGCAUCAGAAUGAACCUUUAACUUACUGUUGUAGAGAUUGUAAACCAAGGCCUACAGUGACAUUUGAAUUUCCAUUGCGUUACUUUUCUGACGAUACGUACUAAAGACAGCGUGAGCAGGUUAAAGGGAACUCUUUUUGUAACUGACGCUUCAGAGUUUAGAAUGUCAAAAAUGACCGCUCACAUUUAUUUUCCUUUGUGUCGCGUGACAUGACAUGUUCACAUUUUGUCUUUUUUCCUUCUUUCUUCUUAAUGUAUCUCUGUGUAGGCCUGUGCAUGUGUUCCUCUGAGCUGUGCAACCUCGAUUAUCCCCAUGCUCAAAGUUCAUACCUUUAUGGCACAAUAAAAGACCAUUUGAAUUGAA